Corythoichthys intestinalis (scribbled pipefish) is the source of this 2634-nucleotide messenger RNA. RefSeq names its product golgin A7 family, member Bb (gene golga7bb). The coding region runs from base 115 to 594 and encodes 159 amino acids. Gene Ontology annotation, cellular component: palmitoyltransferase complex. Lineage: Eukaryota; Metazoa; Chordata; Actinopteri; Syngnathiformes; Syngnathidae. The record is from RefSeq and is a predicted model, not a curated record. Gene Ontology annotation, biological process: peptidyl-L-cysteine S-palmitoylation; protein targeting to membrane. The transcript is spliced from 5 exons.
GGGCUGCAUGAGUCGCGUUGUCGUAGCGCACGACAACAACACAGACGCACGUCAUCCUCCUCCACCACGAGGGACGCAUCCACCGCAUCCUCGCUGUCCGUGCACCGCAGCAUUAUGGCGACAGAGCUUCACAGCCUCCAGGAAAUGAGGCGCAGUGCUUCAUUGGUGAUGAAGGUGUUCAUACAGAGGGACUACAGCGAAGGGACCUUCUGCCGUUUCCAGACCAAGUUUCCACCUGAACUGGACAACCGGAUCGAGCGGAACUUGUUGGAGGAAACGGUGAAGACCCUAAACUCCUUCUAUGCUGAAGCUGAAAAAAUUGGUGGCCAGUCAUACCUGGAGGGAUGUCUGGCCUGUGCGACAGCCUACAUCAUCUUUCUCUGCAUGGAGACACGCUACGAAAAGGUUUUGAGGAAGGUAACGAGCUACAUCCAGGAUCAGAAUGAGAAAAUCUACGCUCCGCGAGGGCUGCUGAUCACCGACCCCGUCGAAAGGGGAAUGCGAGUUCUGGAGAUAAGCUUGUUCGAGGACCGAGGCUCAGGCAGCUCAAGCCCUUGCAGCAGCACCAUGUCGACGGGGGGCGGAACCCGAUGACUGGAGGGCCAGCGCCAGGCUUAUGGGUACCAACAUAGGGCAAUCGGGACACUCGCUAACAUCCGCAUGCUAAAACAUGAGAGCACCCGAUUCUGAGGGGUGAUUCAUGCCAAGACCUACAACAACACAACAUCUCGGUAACAGGAGGAAUGCACACCAAGUAAGAAAAAUGAAAGAUCAUGUUAACACACCAAGUAAGAAAAAUGGAAGAUGAUGUUUACAAUUAAAUGCCAGCACCGUCUUCUUUAUCCAGUUACCGUUUGUCUCAUUCUGACUUUUCCUUUUAUUUCUCAUGAGACCAUCAUGAGUUAUUGCUGAGUUAGCAGGCUUAAACCUGAUUACACUGAGUGAUAACCAGUGUUGUUAAUAACGGCGUUACAAUAUAACGGCGUUACUAACGGCGUUAUUUUUUUCAGUAAUGAGUAAUCUAAUUAAUUACUUUUCUCAUCUUGGCAACGCCGUUACCGUUACUGAGGCGGGAAAGGCGUGCGUUACUAUGCGUUACUAAGUUGGUUGAAUAAAAAAAAUCUGAGAGAACCGGACUCACGGGGACGAGAGCAGAGCAGGAGUGGGGAAGACGCCGUUGCAACCGCGAUGGUAGGUGGCUCCAAUAAUACCUGACUGCAGCCAUAGCCGACAAACUACGCCCACAUGACACGGUAGAUAUCAUAUUAUAGAACUAGAUGCAAAUGACAGACACUGCUGCAUUGCCAACAUGUUUUAAGGACUACAUGCGUUUGUAAACAGCCGCCAUCUUAAAGCAGUAGACCUCUCAGGAACUUAGGAAGGCCCUGAUGUAGAGAUCCUUCCUAGCGAACCUAAGUAUUUUUUUUUAAAUCUAAAAUGCCCCUAAAUCGGCAAAAUCUUAACUUAAAUCUAUCUUUAAAUGAUGAAACAGUUUUAAAACUUACACAUGUUUAAAGUAGACAGAAGGGAACUAAUGCAAUAACGGGAGAAAUUUUAACAACUUUAACGAUUGAUUCACAACUUUAAAUGACUUCCACAUAUAGCAAAGGUUACUAGCUAGUUAUCGCAAUACCCUUGUGUCUAGUUAAGUGGAGGGUAAAGAAUUGGGCUAGGGCCAAUUGUCCCCCAAACCCUUUAAGCUUCACAUUGUGUGACCUGUGUGUGUGUUUUUUUUUUUUUUUUUUUUUUGAGGGGGAAAAAAAAAAUCACUAGUUACUUUGCCAAGUAACUAAUUACUCUUACAUUCAGGUAACUGAGUUACUAACACAAUUACUUUUUGGGAGAAGUAAUUUGUAACUGUAAUUAAUUACUUUUUAAAAGUAAAAUUAACAACACUGCAUGGCACUAAAUGCGUUAGUAGACAGCCGCCAUCUUAAAGCAGUAGACUUUUUAGGACGGCUCUGUUGUAGAGAACCUUCCUAGCGAACCUAAGUAACUUUUUAUCUAAAAUACUUCUAAAUCGGCAAAAUCUUGACUUGAAUCUAUCUUUAAAUGAUGAAACAGUUUUAAAACUUUCAUAUGUCGAGAGAAGGGAACAAAUGCAAUAAUGGGAGCAAUUUUAACAACAGUUGAUUCAGGGUAAAGGGUAAAUUUGGGUAAAGAAUUGGGCUCGGGCCAAUUGUACCAAAAACCUUCACAAAAAACUUCACAUAGUGUGGCCAAUGUUUUUUUUUUUUUUUUUUUUUUUUUUUUUUUUUUUUUUUUUUUUUUGAGGGGAAAAAAAAAAAGAAGUAAUUAUCACCAAUUACUUUGCCAAGUAACUAAUUACUCUUACAUUCAGGUAAUUGAGUUACUAACGCAAUUACUUUUUGGGAAAAGUAAUUUGUAACUAUAAUUAAUUACUUUUUUUCAGUAAGAUUAACAACACUGGUGAUAACACUUAAUUGACUGAAGGAGAGAAGCAGUACUUUAUAUGGUGGUGCAGCAAUUCAGUUUUUCAACAGUGGAAAUUUACCACUCGCUCUUCUCCAUUCUUGUAUUCAACUGUAACUGGGUUGCGCCAAUACAUUUGGAUCACGUGGGAUUAGUUUUAUGCUUCCCAUUUAUACCAGUAACCCAUGUCAACACCAUGAA